AUGCUCAGCCGCCUCCGCCCGACACCCCCCCGGCUGGCCACCAGAACCCCCCAGCAGCAGCAGCAGCAGCGCACCCGGGCCGACCUCGCCCCGAAGAAGUUCAAGUACCGCAAGGCCUUCAAGGGCUCCCCGCCCGUCCGCACCGGCGGAUCCACCCUCGCCACCACCCUCGAACACGGCCAGUUCGGCCUCCGCGUCCUCGAGCCCUGCCGUCUGAGCGCAAAGACCCUCCAGUCCUGCGAGAUGGCCAUCAAGCGCGCCAUCAAACCCACCAAAGGCGCCAAAUCCUUCCUCCGCAUCUUCCCCGACCUCCCCGUCUGCGUCAAGGGAAACGAGACCAGGAUGGGCAAGGGCAAAGGCCCGUUCGAGUACUGGGCAUGCAGAGUCCUCUUCGAGGUCGGCGGAGGGGGCAUCCAGCAGGAGAUGGCCUACGCCGCCCUCCAACACGCCAAGCCCAGGCUGCCCGUCAAGUCCGAGUUCAUCAACCUCGCCUCCAAGCCCCGCCUCGGCAACAUCCUCAUCGACCACCACCCCACAAAAAAUCAAAAACAGCCCACCACCACCAACCUCAACCCCGACCAUCCCUCCUCCCACAAGACCAUCGUCUCCAAGAUGCUCGACCAGAUCAGGCUUGCUAGAGAACACCCUGCUAUCUAG
This is a messenger RNA of Puccinia triticina, 657 nucleotides long. RefSeq lists its product as uncharacterized. The coding region runs from base 1 to 657 and encodes 218 amino acids. Gene Ontology annotation, cellular component: ribosome; mitochondrial large ribosomal subunit. Gene Ontology annotation, molecular function: structural constituent of ribosome; rRNA binding. The transcript is spliced from 2 exons. The record is from RefSeq and is a predicted model, not a curated record. Gene Ontology annotation, biological process: mitochondrial translation. NCBI's taxonomy places the organism in Eukaryota, Fungi, Basidiomycota, Pucciniomycetes, Pucciniales, Pucciniaceae.